GAAUUGUCUCAGUUUUUGUACGUUUUCGUUAUAAAAAAUUUAAUUAAAACGCAAACAUUCUUUACAAAAAUUUUCACAUUGAAUUUUUGCACUCUCCAUUGUUAUUUUCCUUUUAAUCAACGGUGUUUUUCAACACGACAAGAAAGCGUUUUUCUUAUGACGCUUUCUUGUCUUGUCGCUUUGAGGUCGGUGUGGGUAAGCCUUUAGGGCUAGACACUUAAGAAUUUUAACGCGAGAUUUUUUCGAUAUUGUGAGGUUCACAGAUUUAACCCGCGACUCAUUUUUAUACCUAGACGUUUCAUGCGAGACGUUUUUCGAUUUACAUAAUAGUAAAAGAAUAAGAAAUAUCGAAAAGAUGAAAAAACAAAUUGGCCUUGUCAGUCGCGGGUAAAAUCAGUGCGACUCACAAUAUCGAAAAAAGUCUCGCGUUAAGUAUUUAGUGUAAAAGAGAAUAUAUAAUGUUAGGUCUGUUUAAGUACUAAACAAACAACAAAUUUCAGCCCACAGUAAAAGCAGAAUAUCUACUCAAACAGAAAAUCUACCUCCAAAAGACAGCGGGUAAUAAUAAAUAUCCUGAGAAAAAUUGUUUCAUGUGUAGACGGGGUGUAAUGCAAAAAAACCGCGUUUUAUUUGAUCACAUUGAAAGCGUUGCUUUGCGUUGCAUUUAUGUUCGCUAUAUCAGUGUUACCUCUGUUAAGAAAAAAGUGUUAAAAUCAAACAGAAACUUAACAUUCGUGGAAAUAAUGAAUUAUUGAAUCCAAGUAAUUGUUUAAGUGACAAAAUGUUGCUAAGUAAACGGUAUUUAAAAAAAAAAAAAACAAUUCAUUUCGAUAAAACAUGUUCGUAAGUAUAAUGUUUGUUCGAAGUCCACUUUAAAUUAUAGAUAUAACUUCAUUGGCCACUUUUUGCAAAAAGUGCAAAAGUAAAAAUAUUUUUCUCUUACUAGCUCCACCCACCGUUUUUUCGCGUGCAAAAAGUGCAUAAAUUGCUUUAAAACUUAAAAUGAAAGGUUUUCAACACAUUUUUUAAGUUUUAAUAAGUUUCAUUAAAAUAAAUAUACAUAUAUUAAUUCCAAAGGUAUAUUUUAAGAAAAGUUUCAUUACAUUUUAAAAAUUUCUACACGGCAACACUUUUUUUCAAACUCAUCGGUCAUCGCAUCAAUUCUAUCGCACAUGCGCAGUAAGUGUGUGUGUCGAACGAAAACGGUAAAAUUGUUGCGUUGAGUUUUCAGUCUGGCUGGUUCUUGGAUAAAGUAAGGAAGCAAAAGCAAGUUAGUUCGUGUUGGAUACAUUUUGAUAUAAAGGUGCCAAAGAUCAAUUUUAAAUCGAAGUCCACAUUAAAUUAAAUAUAUAUUAAUUCCAAAGGCUGGCUCUGGGAUAAAUUAAGGAAGCAAAAGCAAAUAACUUUGUAUUGGAUACAUUUUGAUUGUUGAGAAAAUGAUUCUUUUCAUUACUGCUGUAUAUAAAGGGUUAUCAUCAAUAAUAAAAGUCCAAGGACAAUCUAGUUUAUUAACAUACUUAGAGUUGGCCAAAGCUGUCAAAGAUCAAUUUAAAAUCAUCGGAAAUAUUAAAUUUUACGAUGCAAAAGCUAACGUUUUUAUUUGUGAUGAGGACGUAGUUGAGUAUGCAAUCCAGUUUAAAUCUUCUCCAAGCUGGACCUUAGGAGUGCUAGACGAUGGCGUUCUUGAAAUUCCAGGUUCCCAAGGAAGUUCCCUAUCAAUACGUGACAGUGAUACUACUGUAGCAAAUUCAUCUUCUAUAAGUGACAUUAGUGUAACACCAUCGCCACCACCGAAACAUCCUUCAGAAAUAAUACUUCAAGAAUAAGUGACGUGCAAGAAUACGUUAUAACUAAAAUCAAUGCUCAGGUAAAAACAUUGAAAUAACUAACUGAAUUUUUCAUUUUACAAAAUAUAUAGGGGCCCUUCUAUGUAACUCUGUUCUACUUUCGGAUCUGCUAAGAAUCUACUUUCGAUUUAACUUUUUGUCUGACUACAUAAAGUAUCUGAAUCUUGCGAAUAGAUAAUAUUAAAAAAUUUUACAUCACUAAAUUUAUUCAAUUUUCGUUUUCUACGGAAUCACGGAGAUACCAUUUUACAAAUUUGAACACUUAUUGUAGAAUCGAAUUACAUAGUUGGGCCCCCGGACAUAAAUACUUUAAAAAUAUUCUUUUUUAUUAAAAUACAUUCCAGUCCCACUACUUAAAUUCUUUAAAAUUAUACUUUUUAUUAAAAUACAUCCCGCCAUACGUUUUUUAAAGAGUUAAAAUUCUGUUCAGUAAUAAAUUUAAUUCAGUCUGUCUAAUUUUUUAUUAAAAUACAUCCCAAAUACAAGUCAAAAUUUAAAUUUAAUUAUACUUUACAUAUCGUCGGUUGACAACCAAAACUCAUUAUCUGCAAUGUAAUUUGUAUGCAGUUAACGAGUUUUGGUUGUCAACCAACGAUAUAUUCUUUUGCAUUUAUCUUUACCUUUUUGCGCUCUCUUAUUUUUGUGACUAAAACAGUACCUAAUAUCACUUUGACUUAGGUGCAUUUAACAUACAUAUAAUAAAUAUUUAAUGUGUAAAUAUUAAAAUUAAAUGAUAGUUUGUUACUAACUUGUUGAAAUGGUGUAUUGAGCUGUUGCAAGAAUUUUAAAAUUUUAGAAGUCAAAUUAAUUAUACAUAAUUAUCUCAAGCACAACUAAGCCCAAUCAAAUUAAUUAGGGAGCAGAAAGGAAACGACAAAUGCAGAAGUGCAGUCUCAGUAAAAAAAAAACCUUAUAUCCAGGAUAACAUUUCGAUCUAAAAAUUUUUAAAGCCUUUGAAGUUGAUUAAAUUGAUUCAUUAUAAUUUAAGUAGCGGUUUACAUAUCUGAUAAUAGUCGUAUGAACUAAUGUAUUUUAUAUUUUUUUUGUGUAGUAACUAAAGAAAAUUAUUCAGAAUUUAU
Molecule: messenger RNA, 2926 nt
Organism: Episyrphus balteatus (marmalade hoverfly)
Lineage: Eukaryota; Metazoa; Arthropoda; Insecta; Diptera; Syrphidae
Exons: 4
Coding region: 1437-1826 (129 amino acids)
Source: RefSeq, a predicted model, not a curated record